Messenger RNA from Ailuropoda melanoleuca (giant panda), 2025 nucleotides. RefSeq lists its product as uncharacterized. NCBI's taxonomy places the organism in Eukaryota, Metazoa, Chordata, Mammalia, Carnivora, Ursidae. The annotation marks the transcript as partial. The record is from RefSeq and is a predicted model, not a curated record. The transcript is spliced from 2 exons.
UGCCUGAUUUUCCCCCCCACUUUUAGUGUUAAAUGUUUACAAAAGUCAGUGAAGGAUUCUUAUCACAUAAUGUGUAGACCAUGUGCCUGUGAACUUGAAGUUUGUGCAAAAUGUGGAAAGAAAGAAGACAUUGUUAUUCCGUUUAAUAAGGAACCGGAAAAGACAGAAAUUCCUGAAAGUAAUCUACGUUCCAACCAUAGAAGCUGCAGAAGAAAUGAAGAAGAAAGUGAUGAUGACUUAGAUUUUGAUAUUGAUUUAGACAACACAAAAGACAAUCAAGUGGAUUAAUAUAGUAAAAGUCACCUUGAAAACAUGAAAUUCUGGACGACUUUUGACUUUUGAGAGUUUUACACAAAAAUACUGUGAAAUCCUAACGAGCAAAAUAGCAAAAAGCUAUAGAAAACAGGCAGAAUUCACACAUGGACAAUAUAAAUUAUGCACGAUACUUGGAAAAUUAUAAAACUUUCAUCCAGAGUUUUCUUAUAAUAAAUUUUUAAGUAGCAUAUGCUAGAAUACCUGCCAGAAUGAGUAUUAGGGUAUCAUAGUGCAGUUCAUUGGAAUUAUUUGGAAGAGUAUACCAACUAAUAUCAAACUAAACAAGAUUCAGAAUUGUUGGUUGUGUAAGAACUAUCUCGUGGAAAAAUCAGUGCUAGCCUCAAAAAUUGGUCCUCAUUAAGUACUUUUUUAUAGAUCUAUCUCAAGUAAAUGGCCCACAUAACAAAGCCUCCUUACUUAUAAGCUUGCUUGUUACAAAAAGCUUGUUAUUUAUUUUUUAUAGUUAUGUUUUACAAGUGUGUAGCAGUUUUUCUUGGAAGUAUUUUUACAUACCUGAUCACAUUUUUUACAUUUCUUCUUUUGCAAAAUAUACAUACAGAAAAAAAUGUAUAAAAUACAUUAAUAUAUAAUUAUAAAGAAAAAUCAUAUAUCUGUCAUCCAGAUGAAGAGACUACUUUUAAACAAUAUAAAUUAGCUUUGCCUGAUUUUUAAUCCUUUUUUUCUUUUUAUCUUGAAAUAUCUCAAACCUAAACAAAACAGCAAAAUAGUACAAUGAAACUUUGUAUAUUCUUCAUCUAGAUUCACAGGUGAUUUGUUAUGUUUUCAUUAUAUCUCAAUAGAUUGAUAUAAAUACAUAUUUUAUUUGCUGAACCAUUUGCAAAUAAGUGACAGACAUUGGUUUUGAGCUUUGUGUGAGCAGGCUUAUACUAUGCAUGUUAUUUUGUAUCUCUUCUUUAUUUCAUUAUUUGUGAGAUUGAUGCAUGUUUAGUUGUAAGAGCUCCGAUUUGUUCAUGUUACAUUAUUGUGUUUUUUUUUUUUUUAAAGAUUUUAUUUAUUUAUUCGAAAGAGAGAGACAGCCAGCGAGAGAGGGAGCACAAGCAGGGGGAGUGGGAGAGGAAGAAGCAGGCUCAUAGCGGAGGAGCCUGACGUGGGGCUCGAUCCCAGAUCGCCGGGAUCACGCCCUGAGCCGAAGGCAGACGCCCAACCGCUGUGCCACCCAGGCGCCCCUACAUUAUUGUGUUUUAUUCCAUUGUCUUUAUAUCACGAUUCAUUUAUCCUCUGUAAUGUUGAGGGAUGUUUGAGUUAUUUUUAAAUUUUCCUCAUAUAAAGAAUACUGCUGUGAGCAUUGUUACAUGUGUUUCUUGGUACACACGUCUUGUUUCUUGGUGCACAUUGCUAUUAGAUACAUAGGUAGUAGUGGUACAGGCCAUCCAGUUAUAUGCAUAUGCAUCUGCAGGGUUCCUGUAUAACGCCAAGCUGUCUUUAGAGGAAUUGUUGUUUCCUUUCCCCACAGCAAUAUAUUAAGAGUUCCAAUGGUCUGUAUCCUCUCUAACACUUGAUCUUUAAAUUUCUGUCAGUUUGGUAAGUGUGCAAUGUAUGUCUUUGUCUUAUUAAUUUUGUAAUCUAUGUGUAUUGUAUGUGUGUGUAUAUAUAUAUACACACACACACAUAUAUGUACCACGUCUUUUUAUCCAUUCAUCUAUGGAUGGACACUUAGAUUGCUUCCAUAUCUUGACUACUGUAAGUAAU